Molecule: messenger RNA, 288 nt
Organism: Acanthamoeba castellanii str. Neff
Lineage: Eukaryota; Discosea; Longamoebia; Acanthamoebidae
Exons: 1
Coding region: 1-288 (95 amino acids)
Source: RefSeq, a predicted model, not a curated record
AUGAACAAGCAGCUUUCUUCUCUGCACGCCUUGGCGCAACGACAAGAGGCCGCCCGAACCCAGCAGGCCAAGGCCUUUCUGGGGAUGGAGCACAACCCCAAGAUGGCCGGCCUCGUGAGUCGGCCCUCGCUCGGGUGCAUGUACCGACCGGGCAUCGUCGACGCCCCCGUCCUGCGCUCCUACAACCGCAUGAUGGGCCUCGUCGUCGGCUCCGCUGCCGCCGCCGGCCUCCUCGUGUUCGGCCUCACCCGCAUCACCGCCGCACGAACGCCCCAGCCCAGGCAGUAA